GCCAUCUAAUAUUUAAUUUAAUUAAAUGUUUUUAACUCAAUAUUUUUAAUACAUACAGCGCCAAAGUUGCAAAAAACACCGUUUGUAUGUAUUCGUACAAUACGUUACGGAGAGUACUAGACUAAGUAAUAAAUAUUCACAAAACGGUAUUAACAACACUAAAACCUAGUAGUUAUUUACUCAGUAAUAAUAUAUUUGUGAUUUUUCCAGCAAUAUUUAUUUGUAUUAUUGACUACACUUACACAUUGAACAGGAAAAAAUACAGAAAUAAGGUUAGAUUUUAGGUUAUUUGUUAUUAUGUCAAAUGUCGAUCAAAACUGUCAAUUGGAAUCGUCGUCAAAAAGUAGUGUUUUGUUUCCGGUUAUCUCAAAUAAUAUUAAUUUCACAUUAGCUGUCACUUGCAAAUAAAGGCAUGUUAUGUAGUAAUUUGUCAUACCACAAACUAGAAUUGCUUUCCAGCACUGAACAAAUAAGCGUUACGUUUCAUAUUCUAGUUAAAUUACGAUUGAUAGACUUUGAACGGACUGAAUACUCAUGCUUUCAUAAUUUAUUUUCGAACGAUGUAUCCAGAGACUUAAAAAAAGGCCAUUGGCAUAAUUCAUCAUGGUCACAUUACUCACCUGAUUUUGACAGAUUCAUUGACACUGAAUUACUUUGACAUUUUUUUUCUAAUAUACCCAAACUGAAUAUUUAUUUCUUGUUAUUCAGUGAAAUAUCGAAAUUUUUUAAUAUUGUAAUUAUGACGCGACAAAUUUCUUUUGACGAAGUAAAGAAACAUAAUAAUAAAGACAGCGUGUGGAUAGUAAUUCAUAAUGAUGUAUACGAUGUGACUAGUUAUUUGGAAGAACACCCUGGUGGUGAAGAGGCACUGUUGGAUGUGGCUGGAAAGGAUGGCACACAGGCCUUUGAAGAUGUCGGUCACAGUGAGGAUGCCCGAACUGUUAUGAAGAAGUUCAAAAUUGGAACUCUUCCUCCCUCAGAGCAAAGUGGAUCUUCAAAUGUUACCAAUUGCUCCAAUCUAAAGUGGGCGAUCGUAGCUUUGGCUGGCGCUAUCGUUGUAGGCAUUGUUAUCAAAAAGUAUUUGAGUUAAUGAAGAUUGAAGAUUGAAGCGAUGAAAUAAGAUCGAGUCAGCAAUAAAACUGGUUACUGGUGACCGGUAUAUAAUAAGUAGUUGUAAGCCAAUUGAUGUCUGUAUCCACUUGUAACCAAAUAAUAUUCGAAUAUUUAUGUACUGUGAAUAUUCCUGCUAUAUUUCGUGAAAUAUGGAUAGUGCAUUUCGAAAUGAACAGAUGAUUUAUAUUUUUUUUAUUACAAAUGUUAACUACUUAUAUUUACAAUAAGGGGAUUGCUUGACUGUAGGUACAACAACAUUAUUAUUGUGAUAUAGAUUAAUUGUACGAAGUUGUGCUAUGAAAUAAACUAAAAUUUUGUUUUGUAUUCCGUCACAUCUUUACAUAUCGCUCAAAUGAAUAUAAAAUUGUUUUUAGUACCUAUUUAUUUUUAUCGUUACAAUGUGUGUCCAUCCACGGAUGUACCGUAUAGGUACUCGGUGCUGUUUUAUAAUAUUUUGUUAUGUAAGUACUUAGAUCUUUUUAAAUCUAUCGUAGACAAUAUUUAUUUUAUUUACUAAAAUGGAUGUACAAUGUCUUGAGACAAUAAAAAAUACUAGUUGAAUAUCAUUUUUUUCAGUCAUCUUUAUAUUCUGCAUGAACCAUCCCAUGACUUCGAAUAUGCGCCUUGAGGUACCAAUUAGAACAUUAUAAUGUU
Achroia grisella is the source of this 1767-nucleotide messenger RNA. Its product is annotated as cytochrome b5-like. The transcript has 4 exons. Gene Ontology annotation, molecular function: heme binding. Bases 740 to 1090 code for a protein of 116 amino acids. Gene Ontology annotation, cellular component: membrane; intracellular membrane-bounded organelle. The record is from RefSeq and is a predicted model, not a curated record. Lineage: Eukaryota; Metazoa; Arthropoda; Insecta; Lepidoptera; Pyralidae.